Messenger RNA from Telopea speciosissima, 4260 nucleotides. RefSeq names its product phosphomethylpyrimidine synthase, chloroplastic. The transcript is spliced from 14 exons. Gene Ontology annotation, cellular component: chloroplast thylakoid; membrane. Gene Ontology annotation, biological process: proteolysis; thiamine biosynthetic process. Gene Ontology annotation, molecular function: iron-sulfur cluster binding; carbon-carbon lyase activity; ATP hydrolysis activity. The coding region runs from base 40 to 3765 and encodes 1241 amino acids. The record is from RefSeq and is a predicted model, not a curated record. Lineage: Eukaryota; Viridiplantae; Streptophyta; Magnoliopsida; Proteales; Proteaceae.
CAGAUUCUCUCUUCAUUGUAGCACAGCCGGGUAUACGAAAUGCCGGCCAUUGAAUCGUUGAAACCCAUAGCCCUUCGGAAAAUCUCGACGAGUUCGAAUUUUUAUGUAAAAGAAACUGCGCGAUUGAACUUCUGGUGUGGUGGAUCAAGGGUUCUUCUUCUGAAACAGCCUUGUUUUGAUGGGAAAGGGAAACCGAGUUCAUUCUCUGUUAAUAGUGCCUACAGGCAACCUAGGGCUUCCAGAUAUAUUGGAAGAUUGGAUGCUUGGGGGAGCUUCUUGAACAGCCGGAGAUGGAGAAAGAGAAGAAUUCGGGUGAAUAGCUCUUGUGAACAGGAUAGCGAUUCGAAGAAAAGUUCGAGUGAGAAGAGCGUAGGGAAGCCGAGUGAAAACAAAGGAGGUAGUAAGCCAGCCCCUGCUUCAUCUUCUACACCGCCGCCUCGUCGUGAGAAGAAGCCUGGGAAGAGCGGAUGGUGGAAGGUGGGGAAGUGGCAGUGGCAACCGAUUAUUCCGGCGCAGAAGAUAGGGAUAUUGCUUCUGCAACUGGGGAUUGCUAUGUUUGUGAUGAGAUUGCUACGACCAGGGAUUCCUUUGACGUGGUCGGAACCGAGGAACACGACGACUUUUGUGAGCGUACCUUAUAGCGACUUCUUGAGCAAAAUCAAUAUUAACCAGGUCCAGAAAGUGGAAGUUGAUGGAGUUCAUAUCAUGUUUAGAUUGAAGUCCGAACCUGGAAGUGCGGAGAGUGAAGUGGGUGUCAUCAGUAAAUUACAGGAAACAGAGGCUUUGAUACGAAGUGUAGCCCCCGCUAAGCGGAUUGUCUACACAACCACUCGGCCGAAAGAUAUAAAGACUCCGUACGAGAAAAUGCUUGAGAACGACGUAGAGUUUGGGUCUCCAGAUAAGCGCUCGGGUGGAUUCUUCAACCCUGCCUUGAUUGCUAUUUUCUAUGUUGCUGUACUUGCAGGGCUUCUCAAUCGGUUCCCUGUAAGAUUUUCUCAGCAUAUGGCUGGUCAGCUGAGGAGCCGCAAGUCAGGGGGUUCAGGUGGAGUAAAAGUGUCUGAACAAGGGGAAAUUGUUACCUUUGCUGAUGUUGCAGGGGUUGAUGAGGCUAAGGAGGAGCUAGAAGAAAUUGUGGAAUUUCUUAGGAAUCCAGACAGGUAUUUACGACUUGGUGCUCGCCCUCCUCGAGGGGUUCUCCUGGUGGGUCUUCCUGGGACAGGUAAGACUCUUUUGGCAAAGGCUGUAGCUGGGGAAGCGGAGGUCCCCUUCAUUAGUUGUUCUGCAAGUGAGUUUGUGGAACUGUAUGUUGGGAUGGGAGCAUCCCGUGUCAGGGAUCUCUUUGCAAGGGCAAAGAAGGAGGCACCCUCAAUAAUAUUCAUUGAUGAGAUUGAUGCAGUUGCAAAAAGUCGUGAUGGCCGAUUCCGCAUGGUCAGCAAUGAUGAGCGAGAGCAGACCCUGAAUCAGUUGCUUACUGAGAUGGAUGGGUUUGACAGCAGCUCUGCAGUGAUUGUUCUUGGGGCAACUAAUCGAUCAGAUGUCUUGGACCCUGCACUUUGUCGUCCUGGGAGAUUUGAUCGUGUUGUCAUGGUGGAAACCCCUGAUAGGCGUGGAAGGGAAGCCAUUUUAAGAGUUCAUGUUUCCAAGAAGGAGCUUCCUUUAGGGGAAGAUGUGGACCUUAGUGAAAUUGCUUCUAUGACAACUGGUGUCACAGGGGCAGACCUUGCAAAUUUGGUGAAUGAAGCUGCUCUGUUGGCUGGAAGAUCAAACAAAGUUGUUGUGGAGAAAAUUGAUUUUAUACAAGCAGUGGAGCGUUCUAUAGCUAUGGCAUCCAUACAUAUUUCCUUGGCAUCUGUUGUCUGCAAGAAAGGCAACCCUUCUCCAAAGUUGCUGAAUACUGCUUUCAUCCCUGGAUUUGACAUUGCUGGAUCUGUUUCAAAUGCGUGGGAAAAGGAGGUCUGUCCCACUUCCAUGAGGUCUAUUCCUAGAGCCACAUUAACUUUUGAUCCCCCAACCACCGACGCUGAAAAGACCAAACAGAGGAAACACACAAUUAAUCCUGCUGCCCCUGAUUUUCUUCCGCUGCCAUCCUUUGAUCAAUGCUUUCCAAAGAGUUCAAAAGAAUGCAGGGAAGUUGUUCAUGAGCAAUCUGGGUAUGCGCUUAAGGUUCCAUUUCGACGGGUACACCUGGCUGGAGAGGAACAAUACUUCGAUACAUAUGACACAAGUGGCCCCCAAAAUGUCGAUCCACGUGUUGGCCUUCCAAAAAUACGCGUAGACUGGGUUGACAGGCGGGAAAAGUUAGGUGGACCAAGAUACACUCAGAUGUUCUAUGCUAAGCAGGGAAUUAUAACAGAAGAGAUGUUGUACUGUGCUACUCGUGAGAAACUCGACCCAGAAUUUGUGAGAUCAGAGGUUGCACGUGGGCGAGCAAUCAUUCCUUCCAACAAGAAGCACUUGGAGUUGGAGCCUAUGGUAGUUGGAAGAAAUUUCUUAGUGAAAGUUAAUGCAAAUAUUGGAAAUUCAGCUGUUGUGAGCUCCAUUGAGGAUGAGGUUAACAAACUUCAAUGGGCAACGAUGUGGGGUGCUGACACUAUCAUGGAUCUCUCUACAGGCCGUCAUAUCCAUGAGACCCGUGAAUGGAUCUUACGUAAUUCUGCAGUACCAGUAGGGACUGUACCCAUCUACCAAGCACUUGAGAAAGUGAAUGGAAUCGCAGAGAAUCUCAGCUGGGAAAUAUUUAGAGAAAUCUUGAUUGAACAAGCUGAGCAGGGUGUGGAUUACUUUACCAUUCAUGCAGGAGUUCUCCUUCGCUACAUCCCAUUGACGGCAAAGCGCAUGACUGGAAUUGUAUCUCGCGGGGGAUCAAUUCAUGCAAAGUGGUGCCUGACUUAUCACAAGGAGAACUUUGCAUAUGAGCAUUGGGAUGACAUCCUUGACAUUUGUAAUCAAUAUGAUGUGGCACUAUCGAUUGGUGAUGGCCUGAGGCCUGGUUCAAUUUAUGAUGCCAAUGACUCUGCACAGUUUGCUGAGCUUUUGACUCAAGGGGAACUGACACGUAGAGCAUGGGAAAAGGAUGUUCAGGUAAUGAAUGAAGGACCAGGACACAUUCCAAUGCACAAAAUUCCUGAAAACAUGGAAAAACAGCUGGAGUGGUGCAAUGAGGCUCCUUUCUACACACUAGGCCCAUUAACCACUGAUAUUGCACCUGGAUAUGAUCAUAUCACUUCAGCCAUCGGUGCUGCUAACAUUGGGGCCCUUGGGACUGCACUUCUCUGUUAUGUAACACCAAAGGAACACCUUGGGUUGCCAAAUCGGGAUGAUGUGAAGGCUGGUGUUAUAGCUUAUAAGAUAGCUGCACAUGCAGCUGAUUUAGCUAAAGGUCACCCACAUGCACAGGCCUGGGAUGAUGCACUGAGUAAGGCAAGAUUUGAGUUUAGAUGGAUGGACCAGUUUGCAUUGUCACUGGAUCCCAUGACAGCCAUGGCUUUUCAUGAUGAGACCUUGCCAGCAGAAGGUGCCAAAGUUGCUCAUUUCUGCUCUAUGUGUGGACCGAAGUUCUGUUCAAUGAAGAUAACUGAAGAUGUACGUAAGUAUGCUGAAGAGCAUGGUUAUGGAAGUGCUGAGGAGGCUGUGAAAAGUGGAAUGGAUGCAAUGAGUGCUGAGUUUUUGGCUGCUAGAAAAACCGUAAGUGGAGAGCAACAUGGUGAAGUUGGUGGAGAGAUCUACUUACCUGCAAGUUAUGUUGCUGGAUCGUUGGAGAGAUGAAGGAAAAUUUUCAAAAGGCAACUUGGGUUAUAGCUGGAGCCUUGGCAGAUGAUCAGCUUGCUAGCCCUGGUGAUUACAGUUCAUUUUGGGCUCUAGGUGAGCAAAUAGCUUUAGCUUGUUAAAUAAAUGGAGACAAAUCAGACAAUAUCUUCCUUUUGUCCUAUUUGUCUUAGAAUGUUUCAGUAAUAAAACGCUCGGUGUGUGUUAUCAAUUUUCUGUUCUUCUUUUAAGUUCUUCCGUUGACAUAAUAAAUGCACCGGGGGUGCCUGUAUCUGCUUCAGUCCUGGCUUUUUUGGCCUGGAUGUGGGCAGGGCUGGCUGAGAAAGUCCCUUCGAACCUGAACAGGAUAAUUCCUGCGUAGGGAGUGCAUUUUUUGUUGCCAUUGUUUUCUGUGCUUACUCAGGGAGGGGUCUGCCAUCCAUGGUUCUGGCCAGCUGAUCCAUGCGGGGCAGGUUUGGCAUCAUGAUCAGGUUAUCUUCCUCAGAGCUGGGAAGU